CUAGCGCGCGAGUGGUGCGUUAGUUUAAGCUAGCUUAUUAAUUGAUGCGUCAUUCACUAAUUUAACAGGUGUUGGUCGUUUGUAGCGAUUUGUUAAUAAAACUGAGUGCAAAGAAAAGUGAGCGGGAGUAAUUUUGUGUUUGAGAGGCAUAAUUAACACGAAUAUUACUUGGUAUUAACAUUAUAGUCUGCGGAGACAACAAACGAGUCUCUUGUUUGUUUCGUCAAUCUACCCCUUCUUUUAACAUGAGUCAUGUAAAUUGGUAGGUGAAACAACAACAAUGGCGAGCACGGAUAUUGUUUAUGAGCAGGUUCACUUUAGACAUGAUCCAAAGUGGAGCGUCCGCCUGCGGUCUGCUGAGGGUGGCGAGCUGGUGCUCUGUGUGGCCUGUGCUAUUGAAAUGAUGGAGACCGAAGAAAUGGCCUCGGUGAGGAAAUGUUUUGCCUUGUCGAGUAUAAGUGGCAUCCUGAAGAGCUCUGCGGGGGCUUUGAGAGAGCUGUUUCGACAGGACCACAGAGUCACUCUGCAUUUUAUUACCAAGUUAUUAGGUAUGCUUCAGACUGAGGACCCAGUCACGGUGGAAAAGGUUGACCAAGUGCUGGUUCAGCUGCUCCUUGAGUUUCGGAAUGAGCUGCCACUUCACUUUGUUCUGGAUGAGCUCCACAAGCAGCUGAAUGGCCAGCUCAGUGCAAAGAGUCUCCUGCCGACGUUCAACUUCCUGGGGAACCUUGUGAAGACGGUGCCCAACGUGGCGCACAGCUUUAUUACUCAGUACGUUCCCCUGCUGGAUCACCUGUGCUCAGCUUUGGCAUAUCCGGACGAAGCACUGAAGACUUCAGUAGUGCAUGUUUGGCUGCAGCUGAUGCAGACAUCAGGAGACGCCGGGGCACAGGACCUGCCCAUUGCCACUAGGGACAGAUUAUGCACCCUGCUGCUGCAGACGUUUAGCAAUGCUAGCUCAGCGCAGCUCAUUAAAAACUGUGCAGGCCUGCUCUGGCAGCUGGUCAAGUAUGAAGAAGCCGUGUCGGUUCUGAUGAGCAGCUCAGGCGGUCCGCUCAUGUGCGACGCGAAUGAGGACAUCCUCGCCAACAACAGCCAGUCCCUCAUCCAAGACCAAGAGCAACAGCCUGCUGACCACAGCCUACUGCCUCUCCUGUUGAAAAAGUUGCUGCUGAGCGGUGACGAGGCGCUGCAAGUGACCAGUGCGAAGUGCAUCGCUGCCAUUUUGGUUCAUUCUCCCAGUCAGUACUGCGCUCUCUUCAUCAAGGCUGAUUUACCAGGUUUUCUCUUUGACCGUCUGGCCAGCAGCAGCAGUGAGAUGCUGCUGUGGUCCAUCUACAGCUGUUUGGUGUUGCUGACUGAGGAGCCGCUUUUCUUCUCCCAGUGCCACUCCGUAUACGGCAUCGAGUCCCUGGUGCGCAGUCUUAAGGAGGCUUUGCAGCUGAGCAAUCUGGAAGCACCGAAACAAGGUUUUCUGCUCCUCACUGAAAUACUUGAAAGACAGCCACCAGGCGUACAUCUGUUCCCCAGUGCUCCAGGGUUCGUGGCGGUGUCAGAGGCGGUGAAGGCCGGCGUCUCCUCCUCCUGCCUGCUGGUCGCCGCACAGGCUGUCAAAGCUGCAACCGCUUUGUUCAGACUCAACCAUCAGUCCAGACCAGUCCAGUACCAAGAGCUGGAGGAACUGGUAGAGGCCAUCACCAGCAGGUUCCCUGAGCUGAUUCUGACUCCCCCUUCUCUUCGACGCGGCAUGGGAAACAAACAGAGUUCAGAUUCCGGCAGCCAGACCUUUCGGUCCAAAGGAUUUCUGCUCCAGGCUCUGAUCUGUUUCCAGGCAGCCUGCAGGCUCGCUGAGGAGUGUGCGUCAGAGCCGGCGCUGAUGAAGAACCCGUUCACAGCCCCUUAUAAACACAGCGGCGCUCAGGACUCGCUGGAGUCCGUCUGUCAGUGUCUGCUGCGCUGCUGCGACUCUGUGUGGAUACCAACCGUUCUCAAAACAUGCGAUGGUCCGCCUAGCGCCCAGAUUCUGGAGUCGCUCUACUCCAUCCUUUGUUCGCAGUUUGUCCUCCUUCCAUCUCUAAUGCCGCAGUUUGCAAAAAAACUGGUGUCUUCUGGUUUCUAUCGGCUGGCGGUGGAGCACAAAGCCCUCCUCUGUGCAGGAAACAGGUACACCCACAGAAUACACAGAGACGGGGGACGCUCAUAA
Gambusia affinis (western mosquitofish) is the source of this 2203-nucleotide messenger RNA. RefSeq names its product meiosis inhibitor protein 1-like. The transcript is spliced from 16 exons. Gene Ontology annotation, biological process: meiosis I. The record is from RefSeq and is a predicted model, not a curated record. Bases 281 to 2203 code for a protein of 640 amino acids. NCBI's taxonomy places the organism in Eukaryota, Metazoa, Chordata, Actinopteri, Cyprinodontiformes, Poeciliidae.